AGAACGGGGUGGGGCCAAAGGACGCGCGUUCUGUGGCGCGCGGCCUGGCGGGCGUGCAACGGCCGUUAGAGGAGCUGAGGGAGGGAACCGCCGCUCACCGCAGACGUGGUGGCUGCAGUCAGUCUUCCCGAGUGAGGGAUUUCGCCGCCCGCUUUCAGGCCCGUUUGGCUUAAAUAACUGUGAUGGCCAUGCAGGAGAAAUAUCCAACUGAAGGGAUCUCUCACGUCACUUCACCGAGUUCCAAUGUGAUUCAGAAGGGCAGUUCCCUGGGGACUGAAUGGCAGACCCCAGUUAUCUCGGAGCCCUUUCGGAGCCGCUUCAGCCGCUGUUCGAGUGUAGCCGACAGUGGGGACACAGCCAUUGGUACAUCAUGCUCAGAUAUUGCGGAGGAUUUUUGCAGCUCAAGUGGCAGUCCUCCUUUCCAGCCCAUCAAAAGCCACGUAACCAUUCCAACAGCCCAUGUGAUGCCUUCUACUUUAGGGACCUCUCCUGCCAAGCCAAAUUCUACACCUGUUGGACCCUCUUCCUCUAAACUCCCUUUGUCAGGGUUGGCUGAAAGUGUGGGAAUGACAAGAAAUGGAGACCUCGGUGCAAUGAAACAUUCUCCAGGCCUAUCUAGAGAUCUCAUGUAUUUCUCUGGUGCUACUGGAGAAAAUGGAAUUGAGCAGUCCUGGUUUCCAGCAGUGGGCCAUGAAAGACAAGAAGAGGCGAGGAAGUUUGAUAUUCCUAGCAUGGAAUCUACCCUCAAUCAGUCGGCAAUGAUGGAGACACUUUAUUCAGAUCCUCACCACCGAGUCCGCUUCCACAACCCAAGAACCAGCACAAGUAAGGAGUUGUACAGAGUGUUGCCUGAGGCCAAGAAGGCACCGGGCAGCGGGGCAGUGUUUGAGCGGAAUGGACCACAUUCUAAUAGCAGUGGGGUCCUCCCUUUGGGACUCCAGCCUGCUCCCGGGCUCUCCAAGCCUCUGCCCUCUCAGGUGUGGCAGCCGAGUCCUGACACUUGGCAUCCCCGAGAGCAAUCUUGUGAACUCAGCACUUGUCGGCAGCAGCUGGAAUUGAUUCGUUUACAGAUGGAGCAAAUGCAGCUUCAGAACGGAGCCAUCUGCCACCAUCCUGCUGCUUUUGGUCCUUCACUGCCCAUCUUAGAGCCAGCACAGUGGAUCAGCAUCUUGAACAGUAAUGAACACCUUCUGAAGGAAAAAGAGCUUCUCAUUGACAAGCAGAGGAAACACAUCUCUCAGCUGGAGCAGAAAGUGCGAGAGAGCGAACUGCAAGUCCACAGUGCCCUCUUGGGCCGCCCUGCCCCCUUUGGUGAUGUCUGCUUGCUGAGGCUACAGGAAUUGCAGCGAGAAAACACUUUCUUACGUGCACAGUUUGCACAGAAGACAGAAGCCUUGAGCAGAGAAAAGAUUGAUCUUGAAAAGAAACUCUCUGCUUCUGAAGUUGAAGUCCAGCUCAUCAGAGAGUCGCUCAAAGUGGCGUUGCAGAAGCAUUCUGAGGAAGUGAAGAAACAGGAAGAAAGGGUCAAAGGUCGUGAUAAACAUAUCAAUAAUUUGAAAAAGAAAUGCCAGAAGGAAUCAGAGCAGAACCGGGAGAAGCAGCAGCGUAUUGAGACCUUGGAGCGCUACCUGGCUGACCUGCCCACACUGGAAGACCAUCAGAAGCAGAGCCAGCAGCUUAAGGAUUCUGAGUUGAAGAGCACAGAGCUGCAGGAGAAAGUGACUGAGCUGGAGAGUUUGCUGGAGGAGACCCAGGCAAUCUGCAGAGAGAAGGAGAUUCAACUGGAAAGCCUGAGGCAGAGAGAAGCAGAAUUCUCCUCCGCUGGACAUAGCCUGCAAGAUAAACAGUCUGUGGAUGAGACCAGUGGAGAAGGUCCAGAAGUGGAAAUGGAGUCCUGGCAGAAGCGAUACGAUUCGCUCCAAAAGAUUGUGGAGAAGCAGCAGCAGAAGAUGGAUCAGUUGCGCUCACAAGUACAGAGCCUAGAGCAGGAAGUGGCUCAAGAAGAAGGAACAAGCCAGGCCCUGAGAGAGGAGGCCCAGCGAAGGGAUUCAGCCCUGCAGCAGCUGCGCACAGCCGUGAAGGAGCUUUCAGUGCAAAACCAGGACUUGAUUGAGAAGAAUCUGACACUCCAGGAACACCUGCGCCAGGCCCAACCAGGGUCUCCACCUUCACCAGACACGGCCCAGCUGGCACUUGAGCUGCACCAGGAGUUGGCCAGUUGCCUUCAAGAUCUGCAGGCUGUCUGUAGCAUUGUGACCCAGAGGGCCCAGGGCCAUGACCCCAAUCUCUCCCUGCUCCUGGGCAUUCACUCACAGCACCCAGAGACUCAGCUAGAUUUGCAGAAGCCAGAUGUGAUCAAGAGGAAACUAGAAGAGGUUCAACAGCUGCGUCGUGACAUUGAGGACUUAAGGACCACCAUGUCAGACAGAUAUGCCCAGGACAUGGGAGAAAACUGUGUCACACAAGAGAAGUCUCAGAGGGGAGGGGAGAGCCUGCAUCUGGGGGCCAAGGGCUGAUUAGGGGACUGUGUCCUACCCACACUGGCAUGUUGGAUUACGUUUGUCCUGUUAAUUCACUCUCGAUGGUGAGUUACUAAUUAACUUUUGGCAGGUACAACAGAUAAGUCCUCACAAACUGUUCCCAGCCCUAGGCUGACAUGAGAGAUGAACAGGCUGUCCACCUUUCUUCUCCAUCCAAUGGGAUGGAUCCAUGUUCAUUCCCACUUCACACCUUGGUCCUGCUGAUUAGAGAGCUCAUCAGAGGGGCCUGGAAAGGCUGAGCAAGUACCAGUGACAAUGGCCAUUUAAGAAUUCUCAGGCCCCAUGUGCCAGCCUUCUUGGGAACUGAGCUGGCUUUCUGGGUUUUCUCAUGCCUGGUCUUAUGCUUCUUCCUCAGGGCUCUUGUUCUCCCAGAAGCCUCAGGGUAAUGUGUUGGUUAGCACGUAACUACUAGGAUUGGGGCCCUAGGGAUUAUAGCCGGGACUCUAAUCUGCCUACCAUGCCAUUUAACAAGAGAUCCCACUCUCCAGCUGCCUUGUGUCCCUAGGGUCCUGGCCAUGUGUUUAGUGUGCUAAACUUUCUCCUUUGUUCUCAGGCCUUCCAGGUAGUCCCCUUCCUGGACUUAAGAGUGCAAACUCUUCUCUGUGGUUCUAGCCUUGGGCAGAAUUAUAUCCCAGAGACCACAGAGCAACUGUCAAGCUGCUUACCCCCUCACCCAGGGCUACAGCCUGUGCCCAGCCCUCUAAUUUGUGCCUCUCUUGUGUUGGGGGUGGUGGGGGUUAUUCCUUUCCCUUUCCUGCUCUGGCCUCCUUGAAAGUUCAGAGUACCCAGUACAAGUCAGCUUUAAAGUACAGCUUUUAGUGUUUCCUGGGUUGUUUCUCUGGGGCUUUAGUGAGGGACCUUUGCCCUCUGGUUUUUCUUGCCUCCUGGGUUGUUUCUCUGGGGCUUUAGUGAGGGACCUUUGCCCUCUGGUUUUUCUUGCCUCCUGGUUUAGGGAGCAUCUCACACUUGUUAGUAUCUGGUUGUUGGGCCAGCCGUGCCUCCUCUAGAUCUGGAGCCAGGCCAGGCAGGGGCCAUGUGUGGGCCAGUCAGCCACUACAAGAUUUUUGCUAAGCUUUGGGCUGUUGGCAGCAUCUUGGACCUCAUGCCUGGGCCUGAAUGAGGCUCUUUCUUAAGUGUUUUUACAAGUUUGUGUUUUAUUUAUGGAGUGACUUAUCCCUUCCAUUCAGAGCAGCCCCACCCAGCCAGCCCUUCAGCCUCUGGGCUCCUGCUGCUUAAAGGCAGAGCCGCCUGGUUGGUCUCCACCCUGUGCAUUGGGAGCCCAGCCACCAUGCUGACGGGUAUUUUUCCUCAUAAAGUUUAUAACCAGUUAUUUAUAUGAAUCUUUGUUAUGUCCAUUUGUUUGUAUUGCGUAUUUUGAUUAUAAAAUAAAGUAUCUUAACAGAC
Molecule: messenger RNA, 3944 nt
Organism: Pan troglodytes (chimpanzee)
Lineage: Eukaryota; Metazoa; Chordata; Mammalia; Primates; Hominidae
Gene: CEP85
Product: centrosomal protein 85
Exons: 15
Coding region: 183-2516 (777 amino acids)
Cellular component (GO): centrosome
Source: RefSeq, a predicted model, not a curated record